Molecule: messenger RNA, 3315 nt
Organism: Cylicostephanus goldi
Lineage: Eukaryota; Metazoa; Nematoda; Chromadorea; Rhabditida; Strongylidae
Source: the annotation of a GenBank genome assembly
AUGGUAGGACUGUUCAAAAACGCCAUCAAGCACGCUCUGAACAACAAAACACCGCAAUUUGACAACCUCUACACUCUCGCAAAAGAAGCUGAAGCAAUUUGCAAUUGCAGGCCUUUAACAUAUGUCAACGAACAGCCUGACUUCAUACCUCUGAGACCGGUAGAUUUUAUUCGCCCCAGAGCUAUUCUUUCAGCCCCACGACUUCUCGAUGAAGAUGACGAAUGGAAACCAAUAUACACCACCAGAGACGAUCUGAUCCAAAACUGGCGAUUCGGACUACACCUUUUGGACAAUUUCUGGAAAAGAUGGUCAAAUGAAUACCUAACGAGCCUUCGCGAAAGAUACCAGUCAUCUCAUCCUCACCCAAGAAGCUAUGAAGAAGAUCAUCCUCGACACGGAGAAUUCGUACUCAUCAAAGACAACAACCUCAAAAGAGGCCAAUGGAAAUUAGGACAAGUUUGUGGAUCGUGUGAUGACUAUCAAAGAUCAGUGCAAAUUCGGUUACCCUCCAAAAGGGUGAUAACACGUCCACUAAAUCUUAUAUCUCGCUUCGAGAUAAACGCAAACAAUCAAGAUCACUCAACAUCAACAACCGCAAUGGAAUCUUCAAAUAUACAUCCAAUGGUCACUCGCUCCAAAGCACGUCAACAACGUCACUUGAACUUUACAUACAUGUCGCUCGCACUAUCAGCACUUACACUCAUAUCGCAAGCCACAACGCAUUCGAAAUGCCCGAAAGAGAUCAACAUUCCCAAAAGGAUACUGCAUACAACCGCUUGUACAAGCCAGGGAGCAGCAGUCGCAAGCUAUACAACCAGCACAGGAGAAGAUUUAUGUUGGUUCCCGGUUCAAUGUCCUAAUGGAGACAUUCAAGCAGCACAAACAUCCAACAUACAACUUUGUGGAGCCAAAUGUAAGUGUCCACAAUGGUCUCAGUUUUGCUCACAUUAUACUGGACACCGAACAACUCAUUCGACUCUGGCAAAUUUUCCUUCUCAUCUGAAAAACUUCACACCGUCAGAAGUAUGCUCCUUUCAGUCAACUCCUUCGUGUCAUCCACACAAAAGAAUCGGAUCCUUCAACCAGAUUGAACUAUAUGACCAAACUCAACUAAUAGUUCCAAAUCUCGAUGUAAAAAUCAGAGACUAUAUCGACUCCACCGACUUCAUCUGUGUCAACCCAAAAGGAGAAAUUAGCACUAACGAUCCACCAUUCAAAGGGACUUCAUUCUUCUGUGAGAAGCAACAAUGCGAUCAGAACGCUAAGAAAUUCUGUCUUUACGACAAGCCAAUCGCCUUGUACAGCUUCGAUAACCUUAGAGAACCAAACUCCAUAAUUCCCAUUAAAGCCUGGGGAACAGUACUUCGCGAAUUUUACCCACAUCCACUACAGAACAAUACCAAAAACACCAAGUUGCACAUAACAUGUGCGAAAGGAGGUUUAGACGUACGUUCGUCAACCAUCAUCGACACCUUCGAAGCAUGCAUUUCUUCAUACUGCAUCUAUGCCAAGCACAUAUCUGAAACGACAAUCCUGUUCCCAACUGAACUUAUCAUCUUCAAGUAUUCGGUAGCAAUCACAAUAUGGACGGACGGAAUCCAAAUCCACAACUCAUCAUUGUCUUGCUCAGCCCAGCCAAUAUGUGAAAUUCUACACUGCACAUUCUGCUUCGAAUACCUGCUCAACUCACAAUGUUGGGACUACAUGAACGUCAUUCUUAUCUUCUCGUCAUGUGUAAUCAUUGCAGUGGCAUACUGGACUAUAAUCCCACUACUGAUCCUCACAAGACAAAUAGUCCGCAUACCUCUACGAAUCCUCAAACUCGCUUGGCAUGCAAUGAUCAGAGUCAUAACACUCUUCAAACAUAGAGCGAAUACCCAUUCUACGUCAACUCCGAUCACUCCGUAUCGACGACUAAAACGCGAAAGAAGACGAGAACGACCAACUAAACGCCUCCUCACCCUGGUGAGUAUCGUAUCAUUCUCUCUCCAUUUCGAUUUGGUGAGAACAUGCUCUGACGUGGUCACGAUGACGUCUACAGUUGACUCAUGUUCCAAAGAUGGUGAAAACGAAACAUGUUUUUUCAAUCAAGGAACUUUACUAGCACUCCAACCACUUGGACAAGAAGUGUGCUUAUCAAUGAGAAACUAUCAAAACAAAUCCAUUGGACUGCUCACAUUUCGUAUCCAUGGAAUAUAUCACAUCUGUCACAAGAAAAUCGAAUAUUUCACCCGCGACCACCAAUUUCUGACGGAAUCUUCCCAUAGAUGUUAUUGGGCCGGAAGUUGUAAAAGCGGAGUAUGCGACAAUACGAAAACUUCAGACAAAAUCAAAGAACUCAGUCACAAAGCCAACCACCAUCCAGGCUUCACAUUUUGCACACCAAGUUGUCAAUGUUGCGACGGUUGUUUCUUCUGCAAACCGUCUUGUCUCUUUUAUCGGUACUUCGCAGUACCCACGUCCGAUACUAUCUAUACGGUAUUCACUUGUCCCACCUGGGAGCUUACCGUAUCAGCUGUAGUGACACUACAAGAACAAGAUAAUAUCCAAACACAUCAAGUCGUUUUACAUCCAGGAAAGGCCGUAGCUAUCAACAACAUCAAAUUCUCACUCAUGGCCAUCACGACGCCACAACUACCCAUACUAUCUGCAACAUUCAUUGAGGACAAUAGAAGAACCGCACAAAUAAUGCAAGUGCAAGCAAAUCAACUCAUACCACAGACCCCUGCGCAAUUCCAGUGCCCGUCGUUUGAUGAUGCCAAAAGAUUCAACUGCCGUUUCGCAGCAAAUACAUGCACUUGCUCCAGCGGCACAUCGAAGACCAGCUGCGUCUGCGCCGAAGGAAUUAUGGAACCAUACAUGCACCAAAACACUCUUCCCUUGGUCACCAAGCUCGUCACAAUCAAAAAAGUCAACAAUACUCUCCAAGCACACUCCCAUGUUGGCUCCUCAGUUCAAGUUCAAGUGACCAUGAACAACUUCAAACUCAAAUCUAUCCACACAGUGGAGAAAUGCAGAAUCGAAUCACCAACGAUUCAGGGAUGCUACUCCUGCAUUUUGGGAGCCGGAGUAGACCUGAUCUGCUACAGCAGCGAAACAGACACAACUGCAGAUAUCACAUGUGCUGGACAACUCCAAAUAGCAUCUUGCUCUAAACAAGGAAAAAUGAACUCCCUCACAUUUCACUUCGACAAAUCCGCAGUCUCCAUCAACUGCACAAUCGUUUGCUCAGGAGGGAGCUCCUCUUUUCUGCUACAAGGGACGCUCAAUUAUGUUAACGAUCGAAACCUACAAAUGGAAAAGGAUGUAGAAGAC